AUGACGGUGACGGGACAUGACAACAUCCCGUUUACUUUGAUAGAACGAGCUAAGACCCUCACCGAUGCUAUUUUAUAUGUGAAUGAUGCAUUUUUGGACGCCAAAAUUCUAACACAGAUGAAUAUUGUUAAUGUGUUUUCCGAGGAAGCAAUGAUUGAAGAGCAGAUAUUCAACAAAUUCACAACUACGUUAGAAAUACCUCUAGAGGUUCGACUAGGAAUUUCUGAGCCACAUACCAAGCUACCCCUGGCCCCUAACUCCCAGAGGCUCUAUGACAUUCUAGAUGAAAUUUUCGUACACGCAUACCGUUGGCAUCAUGGUCCUAAUCACAAUUUCAGCUCCAUUUUUUGGGAUCUGGCCGACAUGUUUAAAAAGCAAGCACAUCCGAUCUACCCAGUAUCCAGCCAACCAAUUCCAGAAACUCAAUUAGAAUGGAUUUGCAAAGAUCCAACAUUUGUCCAAUGGGGUAAAAGCCCUGGCGUCUCUAUUUUACAUGUCUGCGGCAGUGACAAUAUAACAGACAUCGCUCCUUACAUUUUUCAUCAACUCGAUGUUAGUCGAAACAGACCAUGGCGUUUUCAAGGAAGCAUUUACUACUUCAAGUUCAGUCGGCAUGAUGUGCGUCGGGAUUCCAUCGGAAAAAUGGCGACUGCAUUCGUGAAUGCUAUUUGCACACGAAAAUUUAUGGCAGUAGAUCAAAUGAAUGGAUCUCUCGGAGAGCUGUUUCCUGGGUAUUGGUCAGACGAAGAUGCUUGGACAACUUUUACUCAACUUAUGUUUCGACUAGGACAAGAUCUGAUGGGGACUUUUAUUAUUGAUGGCCUGGAUGAGUGCGAUGACUCAAGAAUCAUGCUCAUAUCUGACCUACUCUAUUUGGCAAAAUCUUCAGAGCGGCCAGUUAAAUUUGUCAUCACGAGCACCUCUACCUUCAAUGAAGACAUAAGAAGAGCCCUGCAAGAUUGCCUGACAAUUGACCUCGAUAUUUCACAAGAAAAUAUCAUGGAAAUUAAAGAGAAAGACCUAUUUGAGUUAGAGCUCCUGGAUCUUCUCUUUCAAUGUCGCCCAUAUCUCAAGGGUUCAAGAAAGGAUAUACAAGGUCUCUUGGAAAGCUGCGGAGUGGACUUUCAAUUACGCCGUCAAGUCCUUAGUUGGCUCCAAGUUAGCAGUUCUGUGUCCUCAAUAUCAGGCCUAGUCAGAGAAAUACACAUGCUGUCACCUUUGACUUCCGAGAGGCUCUUUUAUAGGAUCCUCGACACUAUCCCGCUCUCGAAACUAUCUUGGGCCCAAAAAAUAGCAGAGUGGGCUGUGAACGCUCUCCAGCCGCUUCGAAAGAAACAAAUAGCCAUUGUUACUUCUCUUUAUAAAGAAUCAGAGGAAUCAAUCGAUUCAGUGGCCGAACUUGAGAACUUUGACAUCGUGGCGGACAUUCGCGAGUGCUUCGGACCCAUUCUUGCAUUUGAGAAUGGUGAACUACACUUCGCGAGCCCAUGUUAUCGUCACUUACUCUCUAGACAUCUCAGAAACGUGUGGAAAGUAUCUGAUGCGAACUCCCAUUGGAGGAUUGCCGAAUGUUGCGUUGCAUAUUUCGAUAUCCCAGAGGUUCAGAAACAUCUAAGCCAGUUACAUGGACAAGAGAGAAUUUCCCUUGAUCCUCUCACUGGAGCGGAUGAGUUUUUUUACUAUGCUCUUCGAUUUCUUCCGGCACAUUACGACCUUGGACUCGAUGUAUCCAUUGAACUGGAACAAAAUUAUAAAACUACCGAGGGCAGUGACGGGGAUGAGAUGGUAAUGCUUAAGAGCAUGGCAUUGCCACCAGCUCUUGUACGUUUCUACAGAAAUCACAUUGACGAGGGAUAUUGGUCAGCUGCUAGUGCCUCUUCUUUCACGUGCCAAUCCUUUCUGGCCAAUUAUUUGCUACUUCCGCUGGAUGCAAUUCACAGUCCAGGUCGAUUGAGACAAAUUCAAGACCGGGACUUACUCAUGGGCCUACAUGAAUCCGUCAUGAUUGCAGCAAGCGUUGGAGAGCGUCAUUAUAUUCUGAAAUCUCUAGAAACCGGAUUAUUUGACCAACACAUACUCAAGCAGACCCUUUUGUCAGCUGUAAAAUUUGGGCAGAAUACUAUCGCAUCAGACCUCAUAAGAUAUGUUACAAACAGUGCUUUGGAAGGUUUCGAAUGGCCUGAUAUGCUCAUCUGUCGAUUAUCGUGGCUUGGGAAAAGGGACUUGGUCGAGCUGUGCCUUGCUGCAGGUGCAUCUGCCGAUACCAGAUAUGAAGAAGAGCAACAAGUUUGGACUCAGGGACCUCUUGACUUCGCAGUAUCAAAGAACCGGAUACAGACUAUUGCUUUACUCCUAAAACACAUCGACCUGAAGUCAGAAUACGCGAGUCGUCUCUUGGAGACAGCAUUGGAGUUCGGAUAUACUGAAACGGUGUCAAUGCUUCUGGAUCAAACAGAGCUGAAGCUUGAAAACCCAUCAUUAUUCCUUGCAAUUUCAAGUGGAAACUUUAUAGCAAUCCGAGAACUGAUAUCGAGUGAUAAGUGGAAGAACGUGGCCCGAACUGUCCAUGCAUAUGAACUUUCUUCUGCCGCUGGUUACGGGUAUACCAAGUGCGUGGAGGCACUUCUCCAUUACAGAGCAUACUUCAAUAUUGAUGCUGCUCUGCGCAAAGCAGCACAGAACGGCCACAUAGGAACUUGCCGACUUCUAAUCGAUAAUGGCGCCAGAGUUGAAACGGAGCUGAAUAAAAUGAUUAUCAUGGGCGCAAUAGGGUCCGGACGGGUCGAGUCACUCCAACUGAUGGUGGAUAGAGGUGCAAUUAUUGAUGCUGAUAUCCAAAACACGGCUCUUACAUUGGCUUCGAAAUCUGAAUGUUGGGAUACAGUUCGUUAUCUUGUGGAGAAGUCAGCUGAUGUCCCUAUGAAGCCUGGCGACAGCUUUGAGGGUACACCAUUGUAUUACGCGAUCAUUAAUGGCUCCGCCGAGAUUGCAAGACUGCUAAUAGAUGCUGGAACAUCACUUACUCCAAUAUCAGGCGCUGAGAAAAUGACCUAUCUACACUUGGCGCUGGCAUCUCCUGCCAUGAUCAAAGUUCUUCUGGAGCAGAGUGCCCAUCUCGAGAGUGAGUCAAUAUGGGGGACGCCGCUAUACCUAGCAAGCCGAUCUAAUUACUUGGAAUCCAUCCAUGAAAUACUCAAAUUCAGCCCAAAUAUCGAAUAUGUGCUCAAUAACAAGGAUUCUGCGGAAAAUGGCUAUACACCUCUGAGAAUCGCCAUCUCUAGGGGCAAUAUACAAGCCGCAAGGCUUUUACUCGACGCUGGGGUUAAUGUUAAUGCACAAAUACAAAGAGACAGAACAACACCACUUCAUGCCGCCAUGGGUAUUGGCAGUGAAGAUAUGAUUGCUCUCCUAUUGGAGUACAACGUAAAAACAGAACUACCAGACAGCCAGGGACGGACUCCUCUGCUCCUUGUGAACACAAAAACAUCUGUGUCCAUGGUCAAGCGGAUUGUGAAUCGUGGAGGAGACAUUGAAGUCCGUGAUAAACACACUUUCACCCCUCUCUGUGUGGCCGUUCGGGAAUAUAACCAUGCAGUGACAGAGUAUCUGAUCAAGAGAGGUGCCCACCUAGCAGUAUCAGUUACUGGCUAUGGGAGUCCCCUCCACAUUGCUUGUCGUUAUGCAGAUCUCAAGAUGGUCAAGCUUCUAGUCGAAGGCGGCGCAGAUGUAAAUUUUACACACCCUGAUCUACUCGGUACACCACUGAUGACAACAUGCCUAUACCUUAGAAAGGACACCGAUGAAGGGAAGAAGAAGAUUAUGUCGUACCUACUGGAUGACGGCAGAACCGAUAUCAAUAUAGUCACUGGCGCAUUUGGUACGAUUUUGAGCAUAGCAUGUAUCAGAUGUGAGCCUGAGAUUAUUCACCUUCUACUUACCAAGAAGGCGAACAUCAGUGCUACAGAUGAUAUAGGCAGACAACCUAUUCACUUUGCAGCUCUAAGUACAGCAGAGCAUCUGGCCUUAUUAAUCAAAUCUGGAGCCGACAUCUUUGCGAAAGACAAGAUAGGCAGAUCAUGUAUCCACUAUGCUGCCAGUAGUGGCCGCGUGGACCUGGUGGAAAAGAUACUUGAUUACAUGGAAGAUGCAAUAAAUGAAGAGGACAAUAAUGGCUGGACUCCUCUUUUAUGGGCUACCCGCUCUUGUGGCCAGGAGAAAUCCGAAACAGAUGGAUGCUUUAAUGUGAUCAAUAUUCUCCUUGAACGUGGAGCUAACCUCUUCGUGAGAGGCGAAGGAUAUGCUAGCAGCUGGACACCUGCCGAGUACCAUGCAUUUGGGUGGAAAAGAGGUAUUGAAUGGGAUGGUAACAAGUUUUGCAGCGCUUGCUUAUUGGAGAUACGCGGAGAAGGCCAUAUCUGCGAAACUUGCCAAGACUUUGCUCUCUGUUUCAAAUGCUUCUUUCCGUAA
Molecule: messenger RNA, 4467 nt
Organism: Trichoderma virens Gv29-8
Lineage: Eukaryota; Fungi; Ascomycota; Sordariomycetes; Hypocreales; Hypocreaceae
Exons: 5
Coding region: 1-4467 (1488 amino acids)
Molecular function (GO): protein binding
Source: RefSeq, a predicted model, not a curated record